Messenger RNA from Lucilia sericata (common green bottle fly), 985 nucleotides. RefSeq lists its product as uncharacterized. Lineage: Eukaryota; Metazoa; Arthropoda; Insecta; Diptera; Calliphoridae. The record is from RefSeq and is a predicted model, not a curated record. The coding region runs from base 74 to 769 and encodes 231 amino acids. The transcript has 6 exons.
AUGCAUUAACAGAUUUUUUUCUUAAAAGACGACAAAGUAAACAAACAAAUCGCAUUACUUCCUGAAAUACACCAUGGAGAACUGCUCUAUGAUUUGUGAUUCCAAUGACGUCGCUCAAGAAAUGGAAAGUACUCCACUAACAACAGUUAACGAUCCUAAUAUUAUUUAUAUAACAAAUAUGCAACAAAUACAAAACAAACCGCCAGAUAAUCAGACAGAUAGUAAACAAAAUAUGUUGACGGAGAUUUUAGGAGAAGUGCGCACGCUAAAACAGCAAAUCGGCAGACUAACAGAGGAAGUGAUAACCGUAAGAAAUGAAGUGCGUCAGUUAAAAUUAAUUUAUUCUGAGGAAAUUAAAACCAAUUUAGUGCCACCUUUACCCAUAAAAACUGUAAAACAGUUGGAAGAAUUACAUAAACAAAUAGAAGAGAACGUGGAUCUUGUAGCUCAAUUGAAAUACGUUAUUGGUAAAGUGGGUGGCGACAGCUCCAACUCGUUUGUCAGGAAUGCAAUUAAAAAAAUGCUGAGCGAUGAUGUGGCUGCAAAAUUGAGUUGGCGUGGAACGAACAGUAAGCCCAGUAUUCAGGAAUUCAAUAUAACGAAAAUUAUAACAAGUGUCUGCCAUUCAAAAUUUCCGAAAGCUGAUGAUGCAGGUAUAAAUAAGGUAUUACAACAACAUUUUGUUCAUGCUGGUGACCGUCUCAGAAAGAGUGACCGAACCAAAAAGAUUGAUGAAGCCAAGAAAAUUGACGAUUUGGCUGAAAAAUAACUUUAUUUUUUAAUAAUUUUUCUAUUGCAUAAUUAUUUCCAUUAUUCAUAUGUAUGUAUUUAUUUUCAUAAUUGAAUUCAAAUUUAUAUUUAAUUUUUUUUUUUUUUAUUUAAAGUUGACAAAAAAUGCCAAUGCAAUAAACAGUAUAAAACGAAUAUCAAUACUUUUUAUUUUUAGCAUAUUUUUAGGCAUUUUAGGAUCAAUUAAAAUCUUCUU